CAGCAGCUGUGGCAGAUCUGAGAGCUGAACCCGGCACCAGCAGCUUCCAUUCCAGCCUGGAUAACUGGCGCAUCCUUCCUCCCCAUGGCUUCCAUGUCCUUCCAGCCUGUACCCAGCUGCCAUGUGGCAGUUGAACAACCCCAGCAUCCUGAGGCACCCAAUGGAGUGGAGCACAGUAUGCCCACCAUCUUGUGGCCCGUGCAUCCACCCAGCCCAUCAGUGUCUGCCUUGCAGUUGCGGGACCAAGACAGUGGCCUUAAGCAGCAGAUGGAAUUAAAUCCAUCAUGUCCAUCAUCCCCUGGGCCCUAGAAGCCCCCCAGUGUGUACCCAGAUGCCCUGCAGCAACAGAACCAGCUCCAUACCCUCAAGCACUCUGAAGAAAGGGAGAUACCUUCAAAGCUCAUCUAGUCCAACACAUGGCAAUGAGCAGGGACAUCUUCAAAAGCAUCUCUUGGCUCAGAGCCCCCACCAGCCUGAGCAUGAAGAAUAAAUGGAAAAUGUAAGGCUUUAUCUUUCCUGUAAAACCAAAGUGACUCGUGCUCCCUGGGGUCCCCCAAGGCGCCAGACCGGGCUCCAGCCUGGAAGCUGCUGACGGGAGGGGACCUUGUGCUUGGCUGCAGACUGAAAUCCCUCACUCUUGGGGCAACGAGCUGCCGCUGACAGCACCCGAGGAGGUCAGCAGCCCCGUGGCUGUGGUCUCCUGCAGUUCUGGGCACUGCGAGCUCCUCCUGCCCCUGUGCCAGAGCCCGCAGAACAGGGCAGAGCCGUGGGCCCAGCCCCGGGCGGGACGGUGUCUCAGCCCUUGCACGGAGCUGCCCCACGGGACGUGCUCCCCUCCCGGGAGGCAGCUCCCCGGCUCUGCGAUGUGGGACGGGAUUUGGCUGGCCUCAGUAACAUUCCCAGCACUUAUCAAUCGGUAAAAGGAGAUGUGCUGGAACUUGUUGGUCACAGGCCAUGGGAAGGGUAGAGGUGAGAACCUUAAUUAGAAGGAGUGGAAAGUGCUGAUUCUAUGUUUAGACAAGGUUCACAAGUUAAUAAGGUUGUCCUGUAAGAAGGGGACUCUUGGUUUUGCUCUUGUUUUUGCACAGGGACGAUUGCUUGGGUCAGGGUAGCAGCUGUUUAAGAAAAUGUCUCAGACCAAUCAGUAUGUAACACGGCAACAGAAACACCAAUCAGCUCGCAGCACGUUGCUGAGGAAAAGUAUAAAUGUAUGUGAAGCACACUAAUAAAGCGGACAUUUUGUUUGCAUCAAACUGCGCCCCGUCUCUCAAUGGCGGCUCUGCUCCAGCACCUGCCACCAGCGCCAUUAGCCGUCCCCACGCGGCCUCGGCCCGGCCAGGAGGUCACAGUGAUUGUGAGGUCACAGAGCCCGCGGUGCCGCACCGGCCAUAAGAAGCGGCUGCACAGUCCCCGGCCCCCAGUGCAGCAGCAGCAGCAGCAGCAGCAGCAGCAGCAGCAGCAGCAGCAGCAGCAGCAGCAGCAGCAGCACAAGGACGAUUCGAGCGCACGGGACCAUGUUCCCCGCCCGCCGCCUCCUCUUCCUCCUCCUCCUGCUGGCCCUGCACGCCGGGCCUGCCCAGGCUGCUCCGUGGCGAGCACGGGGAGGAGAUGAGGCUGUUGGCAACGAUUAUCCAGCUUCUUGGCUGGAUGCAGUUUCGGAGCCCUUGAGGUAUCCUGGAGCCCAGCCUGUGGGUGAAGCUGAUCCAGGUUCCCGUCUGGGUUCCAGGACCGAGCUCCCAGGACAUGCCGUGGAUGAUCACGCAGGAAGGACUUUUCAGGCUCCUCGGCAGCGUGCUGGGCUCCAGCCCGGCUGGCGUCACGGGGGUCUUCCAAGACCAAGAAAUGAAGCUGAACGAGGUAAAAAGGCCCCAGAGCCAUCAAAACUCAUGAGGCAACUCCUGGACGAACUGCACAGAGCACACGAGAUGAACCGCGAGGCUGUGUGGAAGGAGGCGUUUCCAGAAGGAAGCCGCAGCUCCCUGCCAGGCUCUGGUGAAGCAGCAGAGGCGAUGCCAGCCGCUGGUAUGCCAGGGCUGCCAAGGCCCGGAGCUUACCAGCACAGCCGCGUAAAUGAAUCCCAUACGACGAACUCAGGUACUGAACGUCUUGGUGGGGUCCAUGAACAGGAGACACGUCCCAAAACCCGGGAGCGGCUGCAAGCGUUGCCCACGCAGGAGAAGAGGCAGACGGGGAGAACAAGGCUCAUGUCCCUCUUGAGAGGGCCUGACUCCGUCCCCUGCGGCUGUGGGAGCUGGACCGGGGGGCAGAGCUGGGGCUGGCACUUUUGUCCGUGUCCCUCAAAGGAGCGACUGGUCAAGCAGCUGCGCUCCCCCCGUGCUGUCCUGCUGGCCUUCUGGGUUUUGUUUGGUGGGACAACCUGUCCCAAAGGGUGGGAGUCCUGUCCCAGAGGGUGGGAUGGUGCCUCCAGGCAGCAGCACCCUGGGAAACCAGGAACUCACUGGCCAUAUUGAAGGUGCUGCAAGCUUAGCAGUGGUGCACAGGAUGGACUAACAUCUUGAAUUUCUCCUCCAGAUGUGGUUAACAAGGCAACCACAGGUGCUCCCAGUCCCCAGGGGAACACAAGUUUUUUCUGCCACGAAGUUAUGGGAAAGCACUGUGUCAUAUUCACAGUAGCAACCAUGAUUUCCAUACCACUGGCAAUAGUGUUCUUCUGUGUCGCAAUCUGGCAGUGGAGGACGGCUAAAAAGCUCCGCAGUGCAGAGGCAGCAGCCAGGCGGUCUGGAAUAUGGCAGCCGCCCCUCACUCCAGAAAAGAAGACCGGGCGCUGUGGCACUUCCGAGAGCACAUCACCGGCUGCCAAGCCGCAGUGGGAGCACAAUUACAUCAUCAGGCAACUUAUGGGCUUCAAGUCAGCUCGUCCGCAGUCCUCACCAGCCCUGCGUCCUUCCGGCCCAUCACCGGCUCUGCAGGGACAGGACCAGGAUGGUGCUCUGCAGCAUCAGACUGGCGUCAAGGAAGCACGUCCAGCCUCAUCGCCACUCCAACGUUCCUGGAACCCAUUCUCUGCUGACCUGAAGCUAAUGAAGCCAUGGAAAAAGCCCAAUGUCAUCCAGCUCCCAUAGUGCUGCUGACAAGUGCCUCCACUAUCCCCACAGUUUCCCAAAUAAAGGGGACUGAUCUGUU
This is a messenger RNA of Columba livia (rock pigeon), 3144 nucleotides long. RefSeq lists its product as uncharacterized. The record is from RefSeq and is a predicted model, not a curated record. Lineage: Eukaryota; Metazoa; Chordata; Aves; Columbiformes; Columbidae. The transcript is spliced from 9 exons. The coding region runs from base 1515 to 2471 and encodes 318 amino acids.